UCUGCCUCUUUCUCACUGACAACCCAGUGACUACCGGUCAUCAUGGACGCCCUGAAGAAUAUCCUCUCCCCGGUCCUGGGCUCUAGCGGCAAUGGGAUUCAGGACACUCUUAAACUCGUCGUCAUCGGAGGCACCGUAGAGACGGCGCGGCGCGCGUCGGUCUCCGCCUGGAACGGGUUCGUCGACUCGUUCUUCCUCACCGCGCACUUCAGCCAGGAGGACUACCCCUAUGAUUGGCUCAUGCACUGGCUGUCCAAGCAACCUGCCUGGGGCCGCAGCCGUGAGUUCGACAUCACCACGCGCUCCGGAGGCCGCAGCAGCCUGACGCAGGCCACGACGGGCGACCUGGAGGACGAAGAGGGGGAAGACGAUGAUGAGCUCGUGCACGGAAGGCGUAAGCGCAAGGUCGCGUUCAUGCCCUCCCUGGACACGACGCACACCAUCUACUACCGCGGCCACUGGCUCCGGAUUACGCGCACCAAGCGCUAUGCGGACUACGGUGGCGAGGCGCUGAAGAUUAGUGUCGUUGCCCGCAACAAUGACAUUCUCAAGAAGCUCGUGCUGGAGGCCAAACGGGAAUACGAGAAAGACGCCGAGCACCGCGUGCAUAUAUUCAUGGCGGACACGUCCUAUGGUUGCUGGCGCUGGAACGGCGCGCGCCAGAAGCGGCCCAUGAGCUCCAUCGUCCUCCAGCCCGGCGUCAAGGACAUGCUCCUCGCUGACUGCAAGGACUUCCUCGCCUCUGAGGAGUGGUACGCCGAACGUGGGAUUCCCUUCAGGCGAGGGUACCUGCUGCAUGGUGUACCUGGGAGUGGCAAGACGUCGCUCAUUCAUUCGCUCGCCGGCGAGCUCGGGCUCGACAUUUACGUCGUGUCGUUAUCGUCGAAGGGCAUGAGCGACAACACUCUCACGACGCUGAUGGGCCAUGUCCCGUCUAGGUGCAUCCUCCUGCUCGAGGAUCUUGAUGCCGCGUUCACGCGCGGUAUCUCUCGUGACGCCAACUCGACGGGUGUCCCGACUACCACCACCGCGACCGUCAGCACCUCGAAGGAUGCUAACAACAACAACGACAACAACGACGGUUCCACGCUCAGCCUGAGCGGUCUGCUGAACAGUCUCGAUGGCGUUGCUGCGGCAGAGGGCCGUCUCCUCUUCGCGACCACGAACCACAUCGAGCGCUUGGAUCCCGCACUCAGCCGCCCCGGCCGCAUGGACGUCUGGGUGAACUUCACGAACGCGACCAAGUGGCAGGCGGAGGGCAUCUUCAAGUGCUUCUUCCCCGCCGCGCGCCCCGCGGCUUCUCCGGCCGCAUCGAGCGCGGACCUCAGGGAGAAGGACACGUCGCAGAAGAACCUGCCGGGCUCGAAGCGCCGCGCGCAGGCGGCGCCCAUGCUGAGCGAGGAGGAAAUCUCGGACCUUGCGAAGCGCUUCGCGGAUGCGAUCCCGGAGGACGAGCUCAGUGUUGCGGCGCUGCAGGGGUACCUCCUGAAGAACAAGACACGCCCUCGGGAGUGCGUGGACGAGGUCGGCGCGUGGGUCAUCUCGGAGCGCGAGACGCGUGAGAAGAUCAAGGCUGAGAAGGAGAAGGCGGAGCGCGACGCCAAGGAGGCGAAGGCGAAGAAGGACAAGGAGGAGGCGGACGAGCUCAAGAAGAAGGAGCAGGAGGAGAAAGCAGCCAAGGAGAAGGAGCAAGCCGAGAAGGAGAAGCUUGAGAAGGAGAAGGCGGAGAAAGAAAAGGUCGAGCGCCGUGAGCGCCGCAAGUCCAAGAAGGUCUCUACUUCUGAGGCACCUAAGACUGAGACCACCGUCGCGGCCGCGCCGGCUGAGAAGCCUGCCGAGCCGUCCUCUGAGUCGUCCUCGUCGAGCUCGUCCGACUCGGAGAACACGACCGGCAUCGACGCGGAUACGGAAGAGAGCGCGACGUCUGAGGAAGAGACGGACAAGAAGCAGGCCGCGCAGGAGCCCAAGGAGAAGUGGGUUGCCGUCAGCGUCAAGGACAAGAGCGACGACGCCGCCGCGCCCGCGGAGGAGCCCGCCCUCGAGCCCCCCGCGCCGCCUCCGGUCGCCGCGACCGCGCCCUAGUUUGUAGGCGUGUGCGCAUGUCGCUCGGCCAGACUUCAGUCAGCCCCGCGACGUUUCCGGCCUUCACGGCUCUCAGUGCUCGUGUUCCGCCCCCCGCGAUGCGGCCACCCAUGGCCCUCGCCUCUCGACUCGUGCUGCGCUCCGUUAUUUACAGCCUCGGCGCUCCGACCCUGCCUGCUUUCCUUGACCGCGAUGCGAUGCUCCUCCCCUAGUGGGAGUAGAGGGCAGCGGGAAGGACGGCGGAUCUCCGGUGCCCCAUUCGUGCUCGGUGCAUGGAGAGCACCAGGCGCACCGGACCUAUCUCUGCCUUGCGGCGCCUUCCUGCUCGCCUCGGACGCUUAUGAUAUCUGGUAUCGUUACGACUCGAUUAACUUUACGAUAGUUACUGCAUGUUCUGGAAUCGUAUAUGGUCCACUAGACAGGAAUCAAUAUUUCUGCGUACAUAA
Schizophyllum commune H4-8 is the source of this 2528-nucleotide messenger RNA. Its product is annotated as P-loop containing nucleoside triphosphate hydrolase protein. Gene Ontology annotation, biological process: protein insertion into mitochondrial inner membrane from matrix; mitochondrial respiratory chain complex III assembly. The coding region runs from base 43 to 2082 and encodes 679 amino acids. The transcript has 18 exons. NCBI's taxonomy places the organism in Eukaryota, Fungi, Basidiomycota, Agaricomycetes, Agaricales, Schizophyllaceae. Gene Ontology annotation, molecular function: ATP binding; ATP hydrolysis activity. Gene Ontology annotation, cellular component: mitochondrial inner membrane. The record is from RefSeq and is a predicted model, not a curated record.